UGUGGUCGGUGUUGGGAAGAAUAGGUGACGAAAAUAUGGCCGCUAGCAGGAUCUGCUGCUGACAUUUGAAAACAUCUUAUUAGAAAAUUGGAAAAAUGAGAUUGAAGUGAGUUCCAAUGUUAUUAAAACACCUGUGAAUUUUAAUUUUAAGGCCUGUGGUAAAUAGAAGGUUUCCAAGUGAUCAUUUUAUUUUACAGUGAAUUGUGAAGUGUUGUAUUCCUUGACCACCUGGUUUACAAUUGUAUUUGUUUGUGGUGUAUUCUACUUAGAAAGUGAUAUGUGUAAGGUUUCUUUUCCAAAAAUUAUUUCCUAUGGCAUAAAAGGAAUAGACUUUCAUGUUUGUCCUAACCCCAGAAAAGACACUUUGAAAUUGUAUCCGACUGUUGACGGAUGCCUCCCAUAGACCUGUGCCUAGUGCCGAAGAGGUCCAUGGAAUCGUUCCAUCGCAAUGGGAGCACUUUCAGUAGUACAAAUACUUCCACCGAAAGGCCGCAUAGGGGGCCGCACUCAUACAAUUUGGGUACAGCUCUUUAUGAUUAUGAUGCGCAAGGGGAGGAUGAACUCACUCUUCGCAAAGGGCAAAUUGUGGAGGUCCUUUCCGAAGACGCCAAGAUCUCGGGUGACGAGGGAUGGUGGACCGGGAAGAUCGACGACAAGGUCGGCAUAUUCCCUUCGAACUUCGUGUCCUACGACGAUCCGAUAAACGCGAUGAACACGAUCAUGUCCGACAUCCAUCCGAUAAAGAUAGAUUUCUCGGAACUGGAACUGGAGGAGGUGAUCGGGGUAGGCGGUUUCGGCAAAGUGUACAGGGGCGUGUGGAGGAACAGGGGCGGCGGAACCGAGGUGGCGGUGAAGGCGGCGAGACAGGACUCGGACGCGGACAUAAACGCGGUCGUGGAGAACGUCCUCAAGGAGGCGAAACUCUUCUCGCUGCUCGAACACGAGAACAUAGUGUCGCUCGAGGGUGUCUGUUUGCAGGAACCCAACCUGUGUCUGGUGCUCGAGUACUGCAGGGGCGGGUCGUUGAACAGGGUGUUGGCGGGGAAGAAGAUCAGGCCGGACGUGCUGGUGGAUUGGGCGAUACAGAUCGCCAGGGGGAUGGACUAUCUGCACUGCGGAGCGCCGAUUUCGCUGAUCCACAGGGACCUGAAAAGUUCGAAUGUGCUCAUCUACGAAGACAUAGAAAACGGCGAAUUUCAGUUCAAGACACUCAAGAUCACGGACUUCGGCCUGGCCAGGGAGGUCUAUAAGACGACCAGAAUGUCCCAGGCCGGCACAUACGCUUGGAUGGCCCCGGAGGUCAUAAAAAAUUCGACAUUUUCGAAAGCGAGCGACGUUUGGAGUUACGGGGUACUUCUCUGGGAGUUGCUGACCGGCGAAACACCGUACAGGGGUAUCGACACUUUGGCUGUGGCGUACGGGGUUGCUGUGAAUAAACUUACCCUGCCCAUACCGAGUACUUGUCCUAAGCCCUGGGGAGACCUGAUGGAAAGAUGCUGGGAAUCUGAUCCACACCGAAGGCCUUCUUUCGAACAAAUACUGGAGUCUUUAGAUUCAAUAGUUCACUCGUCCUUUACCCAAACACCACACGAAAGUUUCCACAUCAUGCAAGAUGACUGGCGGCAAGAAAUUGAGGAGGUCCUUCUGGAACUACGACGAAAAGAAAAGGAACUUCGAUGUAGGGAAGAAGACCUCCAAAAAGCGCAAAUGCUGCAGAAGAUGCAAGAGGAACAAUUACGAAUGAAAGAAAAAGAACUGCACGACCGAGAAUUCGACCUUCUGAGAAGAGAACUUAAUUUUAUAAUAACGCAACAAACACCUACGCCUAAUAAGAGGAAAGGAAAGCUAAAUAAAUCUCGCUUGAAAUUACUGAAGAAAGAACCAGGAACUACGAUAGGUUACCCUUCGGAUUUUAGGCAUACAAUAACUGUCCAACAUACUGUAGAUCCUAAAACUAUGGCUGGUGUUAUAACUCCCCACAGUCCACCAGGAAGCCCAGCAAUCCCCAGGCUCCGAGCAAUAGCACUGCCCGCUGACGGAGUCAAGGGCAAAACCUGGGGUCCCUCCACUUGUCACCAAAGGGAAAGGGGUCAAAUCACCAUGCUCAGACCUGCUCAGAACCGCAGUAUAUUCUCAAAGAGCGCACCUAAUUUGGAUAAGACCCGCGCACCUCUAGGAGGCAAAUCACCUCACGAAAUAGAUUUCGUACCACCGGAGGAUUGGGGUCCUGAAUAUCCUAUACCGACUGCAAUAAGACAUAACGUGCCCUUUCCAACUUUAUAUAGUGGCGAAGGUCAGAGAGUGAAACCAAAGCUAGGUAUAGUUGAACUUGUUCUGUACAAUAUCGCUGCAAUGUUAGCAGGAGUGGCAUCUGGCUAUGAUGUAAGAUUAUCCAAUGUUUCACCAUUCCAUCCAAAACUUCAACCUAAUAGGUCUGAAUUUGGCGAUCUACCUGCUUGGCGGCCUAUUGAAAAUCAAGAUUACGAAUACUCAACCACUUCAGGGUACAACCAUAACACUUACCACGGGCCCACAAAACACUAUCGUCCGAUGCUGACAGGUUCACAACUGAUAAAUUUGCAACCGGAGGACCAACGACCACUAAGGUUCACCGAUUCACCUCAACAUCAUCCACCUAAUCCUUCUCCGAGAAGAAAAUCAAGUUCUACCAGCAACGAUGGUUCUGAAAUGUAUGGGCCUUAUGAAAGAAAUGCGACAAUAUACAUUCCAGGUGACUACCAGCAUGAAAUGGCACCUCUCAAAGUAGAAAGCAUCCCCUAUGGACAUUAUGUAGAUCAAUCCUACGGAGGAUACAGCUCAGAGUAUUCUGCUACCGGGACAAGUACUACACUAUACGGUUAUGGCACUGACUAUGCAUAUGACAACCCAUCAAGUAUAAGUAGUCAUAGUAGUUCAAGAACACCCCAGAGGUUACCUCUGCAAACUCACAGAAGGACUCCUUCGAACGUUUCCAAUGCUAGCUCAACAAACAUAAGUGGAUCCAAUAUAAAUCCUAGUUUUAGGUUAGAAGAAGAUUUAGCACAUACCCCAACUCAUUUUGUAAGGAGACAGUUGUAUGAUUACGAUUAUAAUAAUUUCCAAAGGCAAAGUUCACACGACAUUAGUUUCGAACGUUCUGGUAAUUUUGAACGGCCUAGCACUUUAGAAACUACUUCGGGUUACACCAAGCUUCGCUCAAGUCUCAAACGUAACAACUUUCAAACUAGUCAAGGCCAUUCGGGGGGGAAUACUCCUACAAACCCCACUCCCCCAGACAGUUUAACAUCUGAUGAUAGUUCAUAUGUUUCGGCAAAAGAAAGUAAUAGCUCUGUUUCGAGAGUAAGGUUUUCUCCUACGACUCUAAGAGAUUUACCCAUAAUUGGACAAGCUCAAGAUACUACUGUUCCUUUACAAGUGCGACGGACUAGGCAGAGGCCUAGUUUUGCUGAAAUGGAGAGGGAGUUCAUGCAAUAAUAAGAACUGGUAAUGGAUUUUUAUCUUUUCUAACUUGGCACUAGCACCAAACAACUUGUAUUUAAUGUAGAUACUAAUCAAUCAGAAUCAAUAAUCAAAUAUAUAUUGCAAUACAUAAUGAAUAGUGUUAAAGAAAAUCAUUUUUGUUCAGUUUCGGUUAUCUAUUACCAGAGUAACCGCACUUUUAUUCUGGUCGAGUUCGGUAACCACUCCUACUCGUCUUGUCAUUUGUCAUUUUAAUUUUCAGAUUAUAGAAAAAAAUCAUGAAAGAAAAAUGGCAAGAUAUUAACCAGUAAUAACCUCCAAAACUUCUGUCAAGGCAAAAUUCUGUUGACCAAUGACAAGUGGCAAGUGUAUAUACAAAGCAGGUUACCUGGAAUAUUGGAAACUGUUAGUAAGCACUCUGAAAUUCUCGGCGAUAUACCUAUUAUAGUUCAGAAUAUUUGAUGGACUUCAAUCAAAUUCAAGAAGUGUUAAUCCUACAAGCCGAAUUCUGAAAUGACUAAACAAUUUGCAUGGAGAAAAUAUCUUUACAAACUUGAAUCAUAUUGAAAAGGAAAAACAUAAAAUUUGCUCAAAAAAGGUCACAGUAAGGAAAUGUUUGUCUGAGAUCAUUUGGUGAAGGUAUUCUGUCAAAAAUUUUUAGUAAUUCACAGGUCUUAGGUACUUAGCGAACCGUAACAAAUAUGAAAACAUAUCAGAUCAAUUAAACUUUAUGAAGUAUUGAAAAGAACUACAUUUUUGUAAUCUAUUUGUCUAUUCAGUAUUAUAGUAUUACUACGAAAUUUCACAGUAAAUCAUAAAAAAGAAUAUACUUACAUAAUUUUUAUUAUAUAAUUUUUAAUACUUAAGUGGAACUGUUAAUUCAAAUGUCAAUACAAGAAUUGAACUUUCACAGAAAAAUCUUCUUGAAACUCAAAAGUAUCAAACUCUUGAUUUUACCAUUCAGUUUGUAUAUCCAGUAAAAUUCUCAUUAAUUUUUUGUGAAAAUUGGUAUCGCCUUUUUAUAGUAAUCGUCUUUAUUUAUUAUGUGAAAGUAAGAUAUGGUUUUUUGUUUCAUAGAUGUGAUAUUUGUUGAUAUUCAAGUGUUGUUUGGUGCUAGUUUUCCAAUAACAGUUAUAUCGAACCCACCUUCAUUGUGAAUUGAAAAAAAAUUGAUGUUCAAUUGAUUCAUUUCAUCAAGUAGAAAUUAAUUCAAUAUAUUCGAACUAUUUUCAAUGUUAUCAUUGAAUUCUUAAAAUAUUUCAAAUAUUGUAUAAAUUGUUGUUGAUUCGAUUGUAUUCAUGACAUAAUUAUAUACUGUUUUGUGCCAUUGUGUUACGACUAAAUAUAUUUACUAUUUAGUAAAGUAGCUGCGUCAGAAUAUUCGGCAAGUGAUUUUAAAUAUCAGUAUUCUCUCAAGCUGAUCUUGACUGUUUUUUGGUAAUAUUUGAUCUCGAAACUCAUUCCUCUCGUGAAUACAGUAGCUCAAGUCUGAUUUAAAUCACUCCUAGUAGAAAAAAACGAAGAAGUAGUAGACAAAUAAACACAAAUCUCGAAGCUUACUGUAAUGCAUUUCUUCAAGUUAUAUUUGCAGACUUCAUAAAUUCCAUUUUACUAGCUUUCAGAUAUUUCUUCAAUGAUUUGUUGGUACAUUCUGAAGUGCGAUUUGAAAAUGAUCUUUCACCAUGUUGUUAUUAUAUAUAUUAUAUGAAUGUGAUUAUGAGAACUUGGAAUUUGACUAAUUUUACUCACAAUCCAUAGUGCCUCAUUAAAAUUCACAUUUUGAUGGUGAUAAUCGUAAACUUAUAUAGUCAUUUUGUGCAAUUAUAAAAUUUAAUAAUUCAAUUUAUAUCAUGUUUAUGACUAGGUAGAUAUUGCCUUAAAUAUUUUGGAUAGUGUAUCAAAAUUGAAAGAUGUUCUCAAGGAAUAAUAUCUACUAUCUUCCCAAAAGCGUUGUGUGACAAAAUAUUCACUAUUACUUGAUUAAUUUUUUUUUUGCAAAUAAAAAUAUGAAUGAAAGGCAACAUAAAACAAAUUUAUAACUUUUGUUUCUUAAAAGACCAGCAACACUGUUCGGAAGAUAAUAAUAUAUUAUAUCCAUUGAUCCUUUGUGGCAGUAGCUUUUGUAAAUUUUGUACUUAUGAGAUUAUACUCAGAAUGCUCGCUUUUCUACCAUGAAUUGAAUUUGAGGAAGUGGUAUCAAAUUUUAUUUAUGAGUCAGUCAACAUGAGCGUUUUUUUAAAUUAUGCGAUGUGAAAAGACUGUAUAUAACAUUCCAUUGGAUUUAUUGUAAAAUAUUAUUUUUUAAUUUAUUUUUUAUUCGAAAUUCCCACGUAACAUGCGAGUAUCGAGAUGACAUUUAAAUAUUUAUUGAUAUUUGUAGAAUUAUUAGUUGUUUUAUUUAUUGAAAUCAUGGAUAAUGUACCGAAAUUUUUUUCAAUCACUAGAUGUGUUGUUAGAAUUUCUUUGUUCUUCAUCAAAUACAGUUGGUACUCAAAAAGCAUUGAAAUAGUGUUGAAUGGGACCAUGUUUUGAAUCUGAAAUAAACAAUAAUCAACUCCCCGAUUAACAUUUUGUUAUUUUUUGAGUAACAACGCAUGAAUUUGAUCACCCAGUAAUGAUGUAAAUAUUCAUAUAAAUAAGAAUAUAUUAACUAAAUAAGUAACGUUGGCUUCCAUAUGGAAAAUCAUGUUACUUUUUCAUUUUAAUUUUAUAUAAUGUAAAUACAUUUCCUCAUUGAUGGAAAAUGAUGCUUGAAAAUACUCUUGUAACUAUACCAAACUGAAUAGAUGAAUAUACAGAA
Harmonia axyridis is the source of this 6259-nucleotide messenger RNA. Its product is annotated as mitogen-activated protein kinase kinase kinase 11-like. The transcript is spliced from 12 exons. Gene Ontology annotation, molecular function: JUN kinase kinase kinase activity; ATP binding; protein binding. Bases 391 to 3474 code for a protein of 1027 amino acids. The record is from RefSeq and is a predicted model, not a curated record. NCBI's taxonomy places the organism in Eukaryota, Metazoa, Arthropoda, Insecta, Coleoptera, Coccinellidae. Gene Ontology annotation, biological process: protein phosphorylation.